Molecule: messenger RNA, 969 nt
Organism: Cylicocyclus nassatus
Lineage: Eukaryota; Metazoa; Nematoda; Chromadorea; Rhabditida; Strongylidae
Source: the annotation of a GenBank genome assembly
GGUACUCCGUAACCGAACCAACCUUUAGGAAAGGAACCGCCGAUGAUGCCUGUCACAUUCAUCUGCGCCGUCGCAGCUAUACUCUCAUCAACAGCUAUAACCUUAUCAACAGCGGGAAUGCUAUGUAUCUAUAUAGGCACACUAGAAAGAGAAAUGACCUUUGAACUGGAUCUAAUCAAGAAAGAGACUGACAAUCUCUGGCGAGACAUGGUCAGUAUGGAUCAAAAUCUGGAAUUGACAAGAAGAACAAGAAGAGAUCUGGAAGAGGUGCUCGAUGUCACAGAAGCCGUAGCAGUAUUCCCAGACCAAGAGAAGAUUACUCAGAUACCAAUACUUCUUUCACGAUGCAUGUGCUAUGCCGGACAAGCGUGCCCACAAGGACCACCAGGACCACCUGGAGAAGAGGGACCUGAUGGUAUGGACGGGGUCAAUGGUGUAGAUGGUUAUGAUGGAUUUGAUGCGCAUCCGAGUCCGCCACCGAAAAUCUCAAAAGGCUGCUAUCAUUGCCCUCACGGAGAGCCAGGACCUCAGGGACCGCCCGGACCCGUAGGAAAGCGAGGACUUCGCGGAGCUCCAGGCAGAGCAGGCCGACCAGGUUACAACGGACAGCGAGGAUACCCAGGCGAUAUGGGUCCAGUUGGUCCGCCUGGUCCCGACGGAGAGGCUGGCAAACCCGGACCAAAUGGAAUUGAUGGAGUAAAAUAUAUCCCGAGGCAAGGAAUUAAGGGUAUUCUGGGGGAGCCCGGACUUGAGGGACCACCCGGAUUUAGAGGCCGACCAGGGCUAGUAGGCAAACCUGGUGAACCUGGAAUGCCAGGAAUGCCAGGAAUGAAUGGAAUGAGUGGAGCAAGCGGAGCCGUUGGAAGCCCCGGUGCACCAGGACGACGGGGAGAUGACGCAUUAUACUGUGGCUGCCUACCUCGAGAUACAAUCUAUAGAACAAAUGUUACUAACUCCCAACAGCUGUGA